Messenger RNA from Colletotrichum destructivum, 1557 nucleotides. Its product is annotated as Putative cytochrome P450. NCBI's taxonomy places the organism in Eukaryota, Fungi, Ascomycota, Sordariomycetes, Glomerellales, Glomerellaceae. The record is from RefSeq and is a predicted model, not a curated record. The transcript has 5 exons. The coding region runs from base 1 to 1557 and encodes 518 amino acids. Gene Ontology annotation, molecular function: monooxygenase activity; iron ion binding; heme binding.
AUGGCGAUCUUCUCUACUGCCGGCGGGUGGCUUCAGGCUAAUUUGCCUGCCAUCUUCACCAUUCCCCUGCUUCUGCUUCUCUCUGGCCUAUUUUACCGGCCGGCCUUUCCAAAGGGGGCACCCAAGAGGAGUACCGAAGAUUGGCCCAUCUUCGGCUCCCCGCGGUUCUUCUCCGAACAUGGCGAUUUCAACCUCAGAGGUCUCGCCCGGACCGCCAUUAACAACUUCAGUUUCUAUCUUGGCAAGCACCAAGUCGUCAGCAUCGGUGCCAAAGGGCGGAUGACGUAUUUUGAUAGCAAUGCGCUGAAUGCUGGCGAAGGAUAUGCUACGCUAUUCACAGGCACCCCUCAAAGGCAGAGUCCGGCAAAGAAGGCGAGGGACAGUGGCGAAUACCAGUCCAAGUUCGGCAAAACCAUCAUCUUGCUCCUCAAGAAGACGUAUCUCUCUCGAAGAACCCCAGUCAUGGCUGCCGACGUGAGGGGCUCCAUGGAACGCCUUCUCACCAAGGCAGCACACUCAAGCGCCGUGAUGAAACCCUUCGAAGACAUCUACCGCAUUGUCUGGCAACAGACCAAUCGCCUAGUCGGCGCUGAUGAGGUUGCCAACUCGCCCGAGCAGCUAAACCGCGUCCUCUGCCUCUUCGAGGACAUCGCCGAGGGCGCAUCGCCCUUGCGUGUCAUGUUCCCGAUGAUUCCUACUUUACAACACGUCAAGAGAAUGGUUGCCGGUGCAAGGCUGCACGGCAUAUUGCAGGGGUUCGUGGACGGCCGCAGAGCUUCUGGAAGAAAGGAGGACGACGCUCUGCAGUUCUUGAUAGAUGCCGGGGAAAACCCGGCUGGCAUUACAGAAUUCAUCGCCGGUGGCCUCUUUGCGGGACAGCUCAACACCGGUGUUAAUGCCGCCUGGCUUCUAAUAUACCUCGCUACCAACGAGAAGUGGUACAAGGAAAUCCGAAAGGAGGUCGAAAGUGCUCUCUUGCGACACGGCGCCGACGAAGCAGGCGGAGCAAAGUCUGCCCUGGAGACCCUUUCUCGCUUCAGCUUGGAAGAUUGGACGGGCGAGUUCCCCAUGAUUGAUCUCUGUCUCAAGGAAACGAUUCGGUUCCAGCUUCCAGGCACUUUCUGCCGCAAGAACACGAGUGGAAAGCAUCUGCCCAUUUCUGGGAGUGACGAGAUCAUACCAAAGGAUGCCUACGUUCCACCGGCGAUUCAGGUUUUCCUCACUGACAACUGCCACUUCAACUCCGACAUCUACUCUAGGCCGCUGAGCUGGGACCCCGGUAGAUACUUAGAGGGUCGUGCCGAAGACAAGAAGGAGCCUCAUGCUUACCUCGGCUGGGGAGUUGGGAGGCAUUCUUGCUUGGGAAUGGUGGCAGCACAGAUGGAGGUUACAAUGGUUGUCGCCUUCUUCUUUGCGCUGUUUGAUUUUCAACUUUUAGAUGAUCAGGGAAAACAUACCAUACCGGACAGGAACCGAUUCGGGGCUGGAAGACCCAGAGAUUGGAACCCCAGGUUGCAGUACAAGUUGCGUUAUCCCGAGAAUGCAGUCAAGGCAUAA